Chlamydomonas reinhardtii is the source of this 4772-nucleotide messenger RNA. RefSeq lists its product as uncharacterized. The coding region runs from base 768 to 3026 and encodes 752 amino acids. NCBI's taxonomy places the organism in Eukaryota, Viridiplantae, Chlorophyta, Chlorophyceae, Chlamydomonadales, Chlamydomonadaceae. The record is from RefSeq and is a predicted model, not a curated record. The transcript is spliced from 3 exons. Gene Ontology annotation, molecular function: DNA-binding transcription factor activity; DNA binding.
CUGACGCGACCUACUUUCGAUUUCCAAAGAGUCGUCUGAAACCCCCGUAUUGGCCCAUGCCUGAUGCCCCACGAUUUAUGCGCCAGCUGGGCGCCGGUUCUGCUUCCGGGAGCGGGAGCGGGACGCAGCAUGUGUGCUCAAAACACCUCAGCUUUCCAAUUCGGAAAUCGAGUGCGGUGAAAGUGAAACCCCACGUGGUGCCAUUCAGAGCACUUAGGCGCCUAACGCAGGGUUAAAUCACGCUCAGACCCGGUAACCGAUAGGCACGUAUGUGCGGACCAUUGAAGGCUGAACGGAUUGUACUGCGCCUAACUAUGCAAAAAGGCCUGUGUAAUCCUAAGCCCUAGACCUGAACGCUCACGCGUUCUCUCGCUUACUGCAUUAUUGGUGGCAGGGCUACAUACACGCUCCGAGUGAAGUCUAUACCGCUCAGGAGCUCCGCCAAGGGAGCGCGAGCAAGUUUUGAGCAAACGCGCAGUUAGGACGCCGUACGCCAUAGAUUCCAUUCUGAUGCCUUGCGCAGAGUCCUUUGCAAAGGUGGUGUACGCGCCAAGUUGACGACUGGCAUGCGUCUGCGGGGCCGCAGCAAGCUUUCGAUCCAGGCGACGUUCCAAUUUCACGAACUAGCGCCGCUUGUCAGUUUCAAGGUCGCACCUAUCGCUAUGCAACGAUCUACGUUUUGCGGCCUUCUUAUACUUGAUAGAGCAUAGAACGGAUGGAAGCGAGCUGGUUGGAAUCGCCAUUUAGUAGACCUGCCCUGGGGCCCGAUGGACAAAGCUGAACGCGCUGCUGGUGGCCCUAACGCUGCAAGCGAGGACGACUGGCUGCUGGAGUUUUGGCCGGAGCCUGCAGCGGACUUUCCUGCACCGGUCGCUCCGAUGCUGUCGCAGCAUCAAGACGCAGCACAGCUGCCUGAGGCCAUGCCGCAGCAGCAAGGACUGGCGCUGGGUGGAUAUGGUCUCACGCAGCAGCCUUCUGACUUUAUGCAAACGGGCAUGCCCGGCUUCGACGCGUUCAGCAGCGGGAAGGCUGCAACCCUCGGGCUGCCCCUGCUUGCCGACCCCCAGCGCGCCUCCACCGACGGCGCCUCUGCGCUUAUGAACGCGGCGCAGCAGUCCUCAGAGUACAUGCUGGCCCCCGGCAUGGGCGGCAUGCCGCAUCUACUAGCACCGAGCGUUGGCACGGCGCUGCCCGGCACUGGGCACACCGGCUUCGCGGACCUGUCCAUGGGGGGCAUGGCGGGGGGCAUCCCGGGCCUCGGGGGGCCAGGCAUUAUGCAUGGGCAGUACUUCAUGCAGCCGCAGCGAGCAGCCACGGGCCCCGCCAAGAGCCGGCUGCGCUGGACGCCGGAGCUGCACAACCGCUUCGUCAACGCGGUGAACUCGCUGGGGGGGCCGGACAAGGCCACGCCCAAGGGCAUCCUUAAGCUCAUGGGCGUCGACGGCCUCACCAUCUACCACAUCAAGUCGCACCUGCAGAAGUACCGCCUCAACAUCCGGCUGCCGGGAGAGAGCGGCCUCGCGGGCGACUCGGCGGACGGCUCGGACGGCGAGCGCUCGGACGGCGAGGGCGGCGUGCGGCGCGCCACCUCGCUGGAGCGGGCAGACACCAUGUCGGGGAUGGCGGGAGGGGCCGCCGCAGCGUUAGGGAGAGCGGGCGGGACGCCGGGCGGUGCGCUAAUCUCCCCCGGCCUUGCCGGCGGGACGUCAAGCACCGGUGGGAUGGCAGCCGGCGGCGGCGGGGGUGGCGGCUUGGUGACUGAGCCCAGCAUCUCUAGGGGCACGGUCCUCAACGCGGCCGGCGCAGUUGCCACCGCCGCGCCGGCUGCGGCGGCGCCUGCCGGCGGGUCCGCCGCCGUGAAGCGGCCGGCGGGUACGUCUCUGAGCAGCGGCAGCACUGCCUCGGCUACUCGGCGCAAUCUGGAGGAGGCGCUGCUGUUCCAAAUGGAGCUGCAGAAGAAGCUGCACGAGCAGCUGGAGACGCAGCGUCAACUGCAGCUGAGCUUGGAGGCGCACGGGCGCUACAUCGCCAGCCUCAUGGAGCAGGAGGGACUCACCUCGCGACUGCCCGAGCUCAGCGGCGGCGCGCCGGCGGCGGCGCCUGUGGCCGCAGGCGGCGCAGCGGGCGGCAUGAUUGCGCCGCCGCCACCGCAGCAGCAGCUGCAGCACCAGCCGCAGCUGCUGCAGCCGCAGGGCAGCUUGCCAGCCGGCGGUUCCUCUGAAGCCCAUGCCGCAGCCGGCGCCGGCACGAUGGUGGUGCACCAGCAGCAGCAGCAGCACGUGCACCAUCAUCACCAGCAGCAGCAGGUGCAGAUGCAGCAGCAUGCCCGCCACUGCGACACGUGUGGCGCCGGUGGCGCUGGGGGUGCGCCCAGCGGCGGCAGCAGCAUGCAGCAGCUUCAGGCUGCGGAGCAGCAGCGCACGGAGCUUGUUGUGGCGGGGCGGCUAGGCUCCAUGCCGGCGCCCGCCUCUUCGUCGCCGCUAGCAGGGCAGGCACACCAGCAGCAGCCGCUGGCCGGCGGGGCGGCGCACUUGGUGCACGUGCACUCGCACACGCCUGGGGGGCAGCCGCACGUGCAGCACCAGGACGCGUUUGCCGGCGCGGCUACGGCGGCAGCGCACGCUUCGCCGGGGCUGCCGCAGUCACAUUCGCACCUGCUCCCAGCCGACCUCUCCAGCAACGCCGGUCCUGACACAAGCGCGGGGCAGAUUAAGCCUGAGCCUGAUAUGUCGCAGCAACAGCAGCAACAAGAGCAACAGGAGGCGGAGCAGCUUGCGCAGGGUUUGCUCAAUGACAGCAGCGCUGGCGCGGGGGCUGUCAGCGGCAGCGAUGGUGGGGGCCUUGGGGACUUUGACUUCGGUGAUUUCGGGGACCUGGACGGGGGAGCCCAGGGCGGCCUACUAGGCCCCGGAGACCUCAUUGGCAUCGCCGAGCUGGAGGCAGCGGCCGCGCACGAGCAGCAGCAAGAGCAAGAGCACGACCCACUAGAUGCGGAUCGCGCAAAGCGGCAGCGAGUGGAGCCAUAGGUUCAGAGCUAGCAGGUGUGUUAGGCAGCGGAACAGCAGCUGUUGCGCUCCCGACAGGCUAACCAGCCAAGCCACAGACGUCUGGUGCCCCAGUCGGUUGCGCGUGCAGCUGUGGCGCCAGGGGCCCCUGCCUGGUAGACAGAGCCCCUCGUCCGCUGAAAGGAGAGCGAGCACGGGACGCGACGAGCCGUCGCCAAGUUGGCAGAAGGCACCUGCGCAUGCAUCUGUUGACUCUGUCUUUCUGUUGUUGGCUGAUGUCUUGAAGUGUCAUUGACUACCGUCCUGCAUACGUUCACGUGGUACAUGCUGGGUGCCGCCGCCAUCUGGCGCUCCCGCCGUUUUGAGCUGAUUGCGCUCGGCGCCAGACAGCGGUUGGCCCUUGCUUUGGGGCUCGUGUCGAUUGCGUUUGUAUGCCGCUCGUUUGGCCGGCAGAGCGCGCCGGCCCACGGGGCCGUGCGGACGUUACGUGUGUGAGGCCCCAGCCGAAGUACCGCAGUGUGCUGUCGCUCACUCGCGCACUGCCGCUCGACUUGCGGUGUGUGGACGGGUGCUCUCAGGUGCCUGCGCAUGCUGCGUAGUUGCAUUGCGCCCGCUCCGCGCUUGAGGUCAGAGGCGGGGCUGUGCAGCCUGCUGGAGUGUGCGGCAGGGGGUGCGUGUGCCAGGACCCUCACGACAGGAGGAGGACGCGUUGCGCCCCGCUGGUGUGGCCGGCUGCUCGGGCCGGCCAUUGUACCAUUCUUACCGGUUUGUACUGUUCACGGCAGCCGUGCGCACGGGGUGGCCGGCCGCGAGGCCUCAGUAUUUGAGGCUGACAUGCGUGUGUGUUUGGUGCGUCGUGGUGCGAUUGACUCAGAGCCUGCCGGUUGAGACUCAGGAGGGCCCAGUGUGCAUGGAAAGGUUGCAUGAGAGUCCGGCGGCCGCUUUGCGACGAGUUGCCAGUCGAAUCAUAGUUGGUGGGGCUUCUGGCGGAGCGAUGGGUGAGGCAUGGUUGUGUGAACAGGAAGGGGGUUGAGUCGCCAAUGACCGCCAAUGAACGAUGAUCACGAAACAUUAGUAAGUGGAACGCGUUGGUUGGCAUGUGUGCCGAUUAGGAGCCGGUAGGGGAAAUUAUAACGUCAUGGCAAACAUGAGGGGAGGAACAAACUGGAUGCGGGGCAUAGUCAACAGCUGAACAACCUAGCAUUUGCUUUUUAUCGGGGACGACGCUCAAUCGAAAGGGCAAUGCACGGAAAGGUCACAGCAUGGGCAAGGGACUGGGAGAGGGCGCUGUGUGAGUCGCUCCUGCGAGCUGGUGGCCACAGGGGCUCCUGGCACAGGCGAGCGGCUGAAGUUGUGCGCGCGGCCGGCGUCUGGAUGGCGUGUCAACACUGCACGUGCAUCUAGAUGUCGACACUGCGGCCGAAUAACAUUGCAGGAGCAACGGUAAUGAGGGAGCGCUAAGGAGAGAGCGUCCUCGGAGUGUUCGAAGGCGGCAAGGCAUGGGCAUGGGCUGUUGCGCCUGCAUGCGUGGUCAGCAGGCUGCUUCUCAAUGCCAGGGGGUUGCGGUGAGGUAUGCGCCGGCGCCACGCUCGGAGCACCGCGCCGAGUCGCCUCAGAAGUCAGGCGUGUUGGAUUUGCUGCGAGAGGAGAGGGAGCGGAAUUGGAGACGCGCUAUUGUCAUGACACAUGCGUGCGCCGUACACCGUGCGUGCGGUUCCAGGAGUUCAGGUCGAAUGUAAGGGAGCCCGUGAAUGUCUUUCCGCGCGG